This is a messenger RNA of Sphaeramia orbicularis (orbiculate cardinalfish), 960 nucleotides long. RefSeq names its product forkhead box B2 (gene foxb2). Lineage: Eukaryota; Metazoa; Chordata; Actinopteri; Kurtiformes; Apogonidae. The record is from RefSeq and is a predicted model, not a curated record. Gene Ontology annotation, biological process: cell differentiation; regulation of transcription by RNA polymerase II; anatomical structure morphogenesis. The transcript has a single exon. The coding region runs from base 1 to 960 and encodes 319 amino acids. Gene Ontology annotation, molecular function: RNA polymerase II cis-regulatory region sequence-specific DNA binding; DNA-binding transcription factor activity, RNA polymerase II-specific.
AUGCCCCGUCCUGGGAAGAACUCCUACAGUGACCAGAAGCCCCCAUAUUCUUACAUCUCACUGACAGCGAUGGCUAUCCAGAACUCAACUGAGAAGAUGCUGCCUCUGAGUGACAUUUAUAAGUUCAUCAUGGACCGGUUUCCCUACUACCGUGAGAAUACUCAGCGGUGGCAGAAUUCCCUGCGACACAACCUCUCCUUUAACGACUGCUUCAUCAAGAUCCCACGGCGGCCUGAUCAGCCCGGUAAAGGCAGCUUCUGGGCUCUCCACCCGGACUGUGGUGACAUGUUUGAGAACGGCAGCUUCCUGAGGAGACGGAAGCGCUUCAAGGUGCUGCGCGCAGAGCACAUGGCCUGCAAAAGCUCCCCGAUGAUGCAUUACUUCCACCAUCACCACCACCACGCGGGUACCAAACUGGGCACACCCACCGGCCACCACGACCACACGGCAGGUCCUGCAAGCACCGUGGGUCGGCUCCCCCACUUUCAGGGUUACGGGGGCAUCACUUGCGCACAGCCCGGUGGGUUUAAACACCCGUUCGCCAUAGAGAACAUCAUAGGUCGGGACUACAAGGGUGUCAUGGCCAGCGGGCUUCCCCUCACCUCUGUCAUGCAUCACCUGGGGUACCCGGUGCCCCCCCAGCUCAGCAGCGUGGUCAACUCCAUGUGGCCGCACGUCGGGAUGCUGUCAGAGUCAGUGGGGGGCGUGCCCGUUCCCGCAUCCUCUGAGUACUCGCCCUUCAGCGUUUCAGCAAAGGGUCUGUACCACAACACAAACGGGCAAACUCUGCCCGCCGUUCCCGUGCCAAUAAAACCCACUCCGUCCCUGGGUCCCGUACCGGGUCUGACGGGGCUCCAGUCCGGCCCGGCCCAACUCUGCUCACCAGCCUCAGUGAUGGAGAAAAGCGAUCUGCUGGAGGGGAAAGGCAACCCUCUACACCCGGCUCUUCUGCUGUCCUAA